CCUGCUCCGGUAGCGCUUACCGGACACUGGCAGCCUCCCAUCGCGGCUCGGCAGCCGGUAAAAACGAGAGCGGCCGCCGCUGGGUGGAGAUACCUGGAGUCCUCCUGCCCCGGUGUACGAGCUUCCCCCUGCCCCGCGCUGUAUUCAGUGGUGCCGCCCCAGCUGCCGGCUGCGGCGCGGCCCUCGCGGAGCGGGAGGGGUUUGGGUUUUUUGCUCCCUCCUGUUGCCAUAGAGACUGCGGGGUGUCGCCCCACCUUCCCGCGCCGGGCUGGGACACGUCGCCGCCGCCUCCGGACCGGGAGGUCUGCGGGGCCCUUCCCAGUUUACCAGGAAAUUUCACCUUGCUAUGAGAACCAAAGAUGGAUCCAGAAGAGCAGGAGUUAUUUGGUGAUUACAGAUACAGAAAUUAUUCUUCAGCGAUUGAGAAAGCUUUGAGAAACUUUGAAUCAUCAAGUGAAUGGGCGGAUCUUAUAUCUUCCCUUGGCAAACUCAAUAAGGCUCUUCAGAGUAACCUGAAGUAUUCUCUAUUGCCAAGACGGCUGAUCAUUAGUAAAAGAUUAUCUCAGUGUUUGCAUCCAGCCCUACCUAGUGGAGUGCAUUUAAAGGCACUAGAAACCUAUGAAAUAAUCUUUAAAAUUAUUGGGACGAAAUGGCUUGCCAAGGAUUUGUUCUUGUACAGCUCUGGUUUGUUUCCUUUGCUGGCAAAUGCAGCAAUGUCAGUGAGGCCUGUUCUCCUUGGUUUGUACGAGAAAUACUUUCUUCCUCUCCAAAAGUCCCUCCUGCCUGGUCUUCAAGCCUUUGUAAUUGGACUGCUGCCCGGAUUGGAAGAAGGAUCAGAAAUUUAUGACAGAACAGAUGCUCUGCUUGUGAAGCUGUCCUUAUUGAUGGGCCAAGAAGUGUUCUAUGGAGCACUCUGGGGCAGUGUCCUGGUCAGCCCAUCCAUCAGGUUGCCUGCUUCUCUUUUUGUUGUCAGUCAUAUCAACAGAGAGCUGUCUGGAAAACAGCAGAAGUACAUGCUUGGCACUGAUCAUAAGCUCACAAUAAAGUCUUUGUGUGUAUCAGUAUUGGAUUCAAAUGUCCUUGUGCAGAGAAACACUCUGGAAGUGAUUCUCUUCUUCUUUCCUUUUUAUACAGCUUUGGACUGCAACGAAAGCACUAUUCUAUUGCACAGGACUGAUUUAGUCCAUAUUCUGUCAGCAGCUACACAGACAUUGUUGAGGAGAGACAUGUCACUCAAUAGAAGAUUAUACGCAUGGUUGCUAGGCUCUGAUAUUAAAGGUGGUACUUUUGCUGCAGACUCAACAACUUCUGAAGACCAUGCUGUUUAUUUCUUUGGAAAAUAUUCUAAAGAUCUUUUGGUUGAGAGUUUGAUUGAAAUUUUACAUCAGAAAUUCCCAGAGUCUGAUACAGAGGAACAGCAUCAAGCUUAUUUGAAACCCUUCCGCAUCCUAAUCAGUCUCCUUGACAAACCUGAAAUAGGGCCGCAGGUUGUUGGGGAUCUGUUCCUUGAAGUUACUAGAGCCUUUUAUUCCUACUGCAAAGAUGCACUUGGUUCCGAUCUCAAGCUUAGCUACAAUCAAAGUGGCAACAUGCUUGCAAGUGCAAUCAAAGAGAACAAAAAUGCUUCAGAAAUUGUCAAAACAGUCAAUUUGUUGAUCACAUCCUUAAGCACGGAUUUUCUUUGGGAUUACAUGACCAAAUGUUUUGAAGAUUGUUUCAGAAACAAAUCCACACAGAUGAGAUAUCCUCUUGAAAAUAUUAGCACUCCUCCUACAAUUUCAGAGCUCUGCACACUAUUGGUGUUUCUUCUUGACGUGAUUCCUUUGGAACUCUACUCUGAAGUGCAGACUCAGUAUCUUCCACAGAUGCUCAGUUAUAUGGUGCAGUCUCUCCUGGAAAAUAUGGAAGUAUUAGGUUUACCAGAACUCACUCAUGCCUUAAAGACCUGUUUUAAGGUUCUUAGCAAAGUGCAAAUGCCCCCUUCCUAUUUGGACAUUGAGACAGGAAGUGGAAACGGGAGCCCAGUGAAAAAGGAAAAUGUGGACAUAACCUUGGAGACUAAGUCUGUGCUGCAGGAGGAGGAUGAGACUCCAUUCCCUCCCCUGAAGUCAGAAGACAGUGGCAUUGGUCUAAGCGCUUCCUCUCCAGAGCUCUCUCAGCACUUGGGGGUGCCAGCUGUGACCCUUGAGAGAGAUGAUGUCUGGAAGAAAGGGGGGAGCAUUCAGAAGACUUUGUAUUGCAUCCAAGAGCUAGUUGCCAAGUUCUCCAGUAAAUACAUUUUUGGGGUGCAAUUUCGAGAAACGAGUAAUGAAAGCAUCUCAGCAAUGAAUCUGAGUGGAAAAGAGAAAAAAGAGAAUGGCUACAGGUUACCUGAAAGUGCUAGCAAGAAAAAGAGCCCAUGGGAUGCAAAGCAAAUCACUGUACCUCAGUUUAAGCAAAUGCUUUCAGACUUGUUCUCAGUUCGAGGGUCACCGUUCAAGAACAAGAGUUCUAAUCCUCUUCCUUCUGACCGCAACUCUGGUAAUAAAAAGGAAAAGGAGGAAGAGGAGUGGGACUUAGAACAAGUGAUGCUUGUCCUGGGACCCCUUAGAGUUGACUGCAAGGAAGCUUUCGCUGCGGCUUGUCACCUUUUGUUGGAUUGUACCACAUUCCCAGUCUAUCUUUCGGAGGAGGAGAUGGAACAGUUGUAUCUCUCUCUGUUUCAGGUUCCUGGAGGUUGUGAUGCCAGCUUCCCUCUGUGGCUGAAGUCCUUAAUGACAAUAUGCUGUUGUGUGAACGACUGCUAUGUUCAGAAUGUGUCCAUCUUCACACUGCUGGAGGUGAUCAACCAUUCCCAGUCACUGGCGCUUGUGAUAGAAGACAGAACGAAGCGGUACAAAGUGUCUGGCCACAACCCCUUCUUUGGAAAGCUACAGAUGGUUACCCUUCCUCCCAUUGCUCCUGGAGUUCUAAAGAUCAUCUCAGAGAAAACAGAUUUCUACCAGAGAGUAGCCUGUGUGCUCUGGAAUCAGCUGAACAAAGAGACACGGGAGCAUCAUAUUGCCUGUGUGGAACUGUUCUACAGGCUGCACUGCUUGGCACCAUCAGCAAACAUCUGUGAAGACAUUAUCUGUCAUGCACUUUUGGAUCGUGAUAAAGGGACAAGGCUGGAAGCACUCUUCAGAUUCUCUGUCAUGUGGCAUCUGACCAGAGAGAUCCAAGGCAGCAGAGUGACUUCUCACAAUCGAUCCUUUGAUAGGUCUCUGUUUGUGGUACUGGACAGUCUCAAUUGUUCAGAUGGCGCAAUUGGUGCUGCAGCACAGGGCUGGCUGAUCCGUGCUCUUUCACUUAAUGAUGUUGCACGGAUUCUUGAACCAGUCCUGCUGCUGCUGCUUCAUCCAAAGACACAGCGCACGUCCAUCCACUACAUCAAACAGAAAAAUUCAGCAGAAGAUAUACGUGAUUGGCUUUGCAAGAAAAAGGCCUCUUUGAAAGAGUCUGGCAUCUCUGAGAGCAAUUUUGAGGAAAACCUCCCAUUCAGCCAGUUUACUACCGUGGACAGAGAAGCAAUUUGGGCAGAAGUGGAAAAAGAUCCAGAGAAGGCAGAGUUAAAAACUGAACAGUCUGAAAAUGAUGGCUUCUGUAAACCAGUAACUUCACAUGAAGCAGAUGGUGACCAAGAUAACAGUGAGCACACAGAAUCAGCAGACACCAGCACAGGCCAUGACAGUGAAAAUACGUCCUCUUUUUCUCCUUCUCUGGAGCUGCAAGAAAUAAGCAAUGAGGACAAUGACAGUGCUGCAACUGAUGGCAAAGAGACCACAAACCAUGUGAGUUCUCUCAAUGCGUUCCUUCCUGAAAGCUCCAAAUCCAGUGUAGCACUAAACCUUGUGCGUGCUGACUCUGAGAGGACUCAAGCAUCAGAGUCUCUGUCAAGCGAUGAAGAGGUGGACUUGGAGCUCCAGGAAAUUACCCAUUCUAGGUUGCUCAAGCAGCAGAAGGAAAAACAGGAGAUGAUUGAGGCUCUGUUCAAACACAUGCUGUUAUAUUUGCAGCCUUAUGAUUCUAAGAGGGUAUUGUAUGCUUUUUCUGUUCUGGAGGCAGUGCUUAAAACAAACCCUAAAGAAUUUAUUGAAGCUGUAGCUAGUACAAGCAUGGAUACCAGCUCCACAGCACAUUUAAAUCUUAUUUACAAUCUCUUAGCUCGCCAUCAGGAAGCUCUUGUAGGGCAGAGUUUUUAUGGCAAGCUUCAGACUCAGUCCCCAGCCAUGUGUCCCCAUUCUCUUCUAAUAGAAUUGCUCACUUACCUCUGUCUCAGUUUUCUGCGCUCAUAUUAUCCAUGCUACUUGAAGGUCACACACAGAGAUGUGCUUGGCAACAGAGAUGUUCAGGUAAAAAGCGUGGAAGUCCUGAUUAGAAUGAUGACCCAGCUAGCUACCAUGGCAAAGGCAGCAGAGAAUAAGAACGUGGAGUUCAUACGUAGUUUGCUAGGAAGAUGCAAAAUUCAGGAGUUUGUUCUUCUUUCUUUGUCUGCAUCUAUGUAUACAAGUCAGAAACGGUAUGAACUGCUUAUGGCAGAUGGGGUUAAUAAUAUUCCUGAAGAAGAACUCUUUGAAGAGAGCCUAAUCAAUUUUGGGCAUGAUCAGAUAUGGAGCGAACACCCACUCCAGAUUGAGUUGCUGAAGCUCUUGCAGGUAUUGAUUGUCUUGGAGCACCAUCUUGGACAGACUCAUGAGGAGCAAGAGAAUCAGCCAGACCUCUCUAAGGAAUGGCAGCAGGCUCUUAAUUUCCAGCAGGCUAUUGGUGCAAUGCAAUAUGUCUAUCCACACCCAAUAACUUCACAGGGAUUAUUCGUCUCUGCCGUGGUUAGAGGUUUGCAACCAGAGUAUGGCUAUGGGAUGCACCCCACUUGGGUAAGCUUAGUCACAUGUUCCCUGCCCUAUUUUGGGAAGUCUUUAGGCUGGACUGUGGCACCGUUUGUUGCACAGAUAUGUAAAAAUCUGGAUGAGCUUGUCAAACAGUAUGAAAAUGAAGCUGUGAAGACAUCUGCGAAAACAUCUGCAAGCUUUACUUCUAAAAGAGAAAAUGUUACGCCUGAUUACCCACUAACCCUUUUGGAAGGUCUGACAACCAUUGGUCACUUCUGCCUUCUGGACCACCCUAAUCAGACUAAAAAGUCAUCAUGUUUAGCUGAACCUACAAAUCUGAGAAACGCUAGGAAUGCCAUUUUGGAAGAAUUGCCUCGCAUUAUUAAUACCAUGUCUCUUCUUUGGAGUGUUAUAAAAAGGGAAGACUCUCAAAAAAGACCACCUGACUUCUUUGGAACAACCAAAGGCUCUUCUUCGGUCUACUUUAAAGCAACCAAAACAUUAAGAACUAAAAUACUGGACUUCAUGAAUCCAUUGACAGGACAACUUGGAAUCCAGCUGAUGGCAGCAAUUGCAGCAGUGUGGAAUAGCAAGAAACCUCAUAGGAAUCAAAGUAAAAUCAAGAUUCUUCCAGUGGCUACUGCAUCUCAGCUUAUUCUUGUGGACUUAAUAUGUGCACUUAACACAUUGAAAAUUGACACUAUAUUACAUCUAGUGAAAGAGGUAGUCAAGAAGCCAUCACAAAUCAAGGGUGAAGAGAAAUCUUCUCUUGUAGAUAUUCCAGUGCUGCAGUUCAGUUAUGCUUUCAUUCAAAGACUGCCUGUCUCAGCCUUGCAGGAGAACUUCCAGUCCUUAUUAGGACUUCUCAAAGAGUCUGUGCAGUUGAACUUGGCUCCUCCUGGACACUUUCUUCUUCUCAGUACUCUGAAUGACUUUGUGACUAGGACACCUACUCUAGAAAACAAAAAAGACCAAAAAGACUUGCAGGAGGUGACCCAAAAAAUCUUGGAGGCUGUAGGGACUGUUGCUGGUUCUUCUCUGGAACAGACUAGCUGGCUGAGCCGUAACUUAGAAGUGAAAGCUCAGCCUCAGAUUUUACCAGAUGACUUCAACAUUGAAGAUGUGAAUGAUACAUCAGUGGUACCAUCAUCAAUGGUUUCUGCCUCUGCUCCUUCAAUAUACAGCGUCCAAGCUCUUUCUCUCCUUGCAGAAGUGCUCGCUUCUCUUUUGGACAUGGUUUACCGCAGCGACGAGAAGGAGAAAGCUGUGCCAUUGAUUUCACGUUUGCUUUAUUAUGUAUUUCCUUAUCUACGCAACCACAGUGCCUACAACAUUCCUAGUUUUCGUGCUGGUGCUCAGUUGCUCAGCUCAUUGAGUGGAUACGCCUAUACCAAGCGAGCCUGGAAAAAAGAAGUUCUCGAGUUGUACAUGGAUCCAGCUUUCUUCCAGAUGGACACUUCAUGCACUCAUUGGAGAUCCAUUAUUGAUCAUCUUCUAACACAUGAGAAAACUAUGUUUAAAGAUUUGAUGAAUAUGCAGAGCAGCGCCUUAAAACUGUACCCAAGUUUUGAGCAAAAAGCAAUGUUGUUGAAGCGGCAAGCUUUUGCUGUCUUUAGUGGAGAGAUUGAUCAGUAUCAUCUCUAUCUUCCCUUAAUACAAGAACGACUGACUGAGAACCUCCGUGUUGGGCAGACUUCUAUAGCUGCCGCACAGAUGUUUCUCUUCUUCAGAGUUCUUCUGUUAAGGAUUUCUCCUCAGCAUCUAACUUCAUUGUGGCCAAUUAUGGUAACCGAAUUGAUUCAGACAUUUUUGCAGCUGGAAGAAGAUUUAACCGAGGAAGAUGAACCAUCAAAGAGCAACAGCAAAAUAAGCAAACAGAAAGUCUCAGGUGAUGGCAGUGGAUCUGACAUACAGCAGAACGAGCUGUCCUUGUACUUAUCAGCUUGUAAGUUUUUGGACACAGCACUUUCAUUUCCGCCUGACAGGAUGCAGUUGUUUCAAAUGUACAAAUGGGCAUUUGUCCCAGAAGUGGACACAGAGGCAUCUACCGUGACCUCUCAUCUGGUAGAAAAUCAUCAGGAAUGCAGACCACACAUUAUAAGAAUCAUGGAUCUGCUGAAGACGAAAUAUGGGGAAACAAACAGCACUGAGGGAAUUUCCAAGAAGCACAAAUUUCCUCUUUUGAACUUACGUUCUAUAUCUAGCAUCACCCAGCUUAUGCCCUUCUUCAAGACUCUGUGUUGCGCAUUUACAACAAACGGGAGUGAGUUCCAGAAUUCACGUCCUUCUGCAUCUCCCUCUGCGGACUAUGUUGGCAGUAAUGGCAUAAAGACCUUGCAACAGCUUGAAGACGGUGUGGAAUGUGACUUCCUUGAAAACAUGGAAAGUUAAGCCACACGUCGGACGCUUGGCUCGUAGUGAAGAAAUAACAAAAAAGGGAAAACUUUACUGUAAUUCUUCUCUUCUUUUUUCCCUAGUUUGGAAAAUACAUUUUGAGUUUUCUUCCUGCUGUUGUGGAGCACUCUUCGAUACUCCAGGCUUCUGAGCUGGUGUUAAAAAGCAGGAUUCUUCAGUUCCUGUGGAAGACAAGGAAAAAAAAAAAAGUUUAGUGGUAAUUUAUCAUAGUUACUGUAUUCCUUUACUUGUUUUCGAUGUGAAGGAUUAAAGAGAUUUUGUAAAUAAAGGAAGAAUAUUUUUGACUUGGUGAAAGUAGCAACUGUACCAUUUAUCCAGUAACUUCUCAAGUAAGUAUUUUAAACUGCUUUUUGACGUUCUGAAAGUAAAUUUAAGAAAAAGCUAAUAUUGCAUGUCAGUGUACAAUCAGUUUGCAGAUAAGUCAUUUCCUGAGGUUAAAGCCUGCUUCUACUUCUCCUUUCUUUAACUCGUCCUAAAACUUAUCAACUUCUAAACAAAUCACCUAAAUUUCAAACAGAUGUAUUUUAUAAGUCUUAAUAUUGUGCAAAUAACUGCAGACUUACCAUGUUUGUAAUUUCCACUCUGUACUAUAAUAGCAUUCUUCAGGAUUAGUGAUUCCUAAAUAAAAGACAAACAUGCAUAAAAGACAAACCUAUGCAGUAACAUUUGUAAUUUACAUUACUUGAGAGGGUUUUGUUUUAAUUAAUUGACUAAAAAUAUUCUAAUUCAGUUUUGUAAAUUAAAAAACUUUGUUCUUUCAGUGACUGAGGUCACUUUGCAACUUCUGAAAUGCAACUAAAUGAAGAUAAUUCUGUAAAAAUAUAAAUUGCUUUACACCUACAACCUAACUAAAAUGAAAAGAAAAGGUUUUGGAUUUUUUUUAAAGAACACUUUUUAUACAAAAGCAUGUAUUUGGCUGGUCCCAGGUGUUGAAAGAGGUAGGGAGAUCAUCACAGUGCCAUGACUACAGUAAUGUUCAAGGUGCAGCUUGUUUUGUAACUGCAGUGCUACCACUGCCUAGGACUCUGGAGAGAGGGAUUAGUUCUACGACCAAACAGCACAACUGCACGUCUGAAGGACGCUUCUGACGGCCAGCGGAUAAGCACCAUUGUAGCAACACAUACAACAAAAGGCUUAGAACAUUUUUUAAAUGAGGAGGUGGACUCCAUUGAAUUUGCAUAUUUAGUGGAUUAUCUGACUGAAUUUGCAAUGCUGAUUUGUCUGGGAAAGGAAGUUUAUCGUAUUUUUCAUGGUGAAAAGCUUUGUCUCUCUUUUUCUUUUCUAAACACCUUUGCCUCCAGGGAAAUUGGGUUUGUAAGAUAUACCUGUAGACUGGUACAUGCCACUUGAGUUAUUUGGAACAUUGCAACUGAUGCAAAUGUGCUGGGUACUGGAAUUCACCACUCUUGGUUUUGCUAAUUGAAAAAGGACAUACAAACUCUAUGGUUUAAUGUCACCAGGUUGUGAGGUCAGGGAUAUUUUUUUUUUUUUUUUCAAAACUCACACAACAAACAUGGAAGGCUACUCUGCAGUGUGUUUUACCUACAGAUAUAUAAAGUUUUCAUCUUUGGAUUAUAAACUAAAAUAAUGAAACACUGAACGACAUGCUUCACUAAGAUAAUACUGUAAUGGUCUAUGAAGAUAGUACUAUAAUAGGGUUAUGCUAAACUUAAAUAGUUUAUUUGCAUUUUUACAGUUAAGGAAAGUGAUAGACUGAAGUGUAAUACUGUGUAGUCACUAAGAAUGUGAAUUAUUUGUAUUUCUAUAAUUUAUUAAUGAUCUCUAUUACUACUGGAAUGAGCACAAGUGAAAAAGUUAUUCUUUUAAAGCAUUACUUGAAAAUUGGAGCAGGAUGUUUAUGUUCAUUACUUACAUAUUUUCAAUAACUUUUAAAGAGAAUAUUACUAAUACUUAGGAUGAUUUGGUAGUUUUACUUUCAGCUUUUUGGUGAAUGCAUUCCAUACUUGGGUAUUUCCCUUAAAAUCCUGAUGAGGCACUGUCAAAUAGACUACUAAAAUCUAGGACAACUUUUUGCCAUCAAACCUUUUGUUUUACAUUCUCCCAUAAGCUAUAAGCUUGUCUUCACAGUUUCCUCGCUAACUGGAGGUGGUGAACCAAUUACUUAGAUUGAGGGGUUUGUCAUCCUUCCCCUUGAAAGGGAACGUCCCAUUCUGACUGCCUGUACUUCAGGUGUGCAGGGGAUCGGACAUCAGUUGCUUCCCACCCCCCCAGCUGUGGUGGUGAACUUUAAAACCAGAAUCUGUGACUUAGGUCUGUAUAACUCUCUAAGAUGAUCGUACCUUCUACAAAAAUACCACUUGCUUCUAACUCCUGCCUUCAUACAUACGUUUACCUUUGUCCUGUGGUUCUGCAGAUGGCUGCUUUAAAUGGCCUCGGAUAUUUAUAACUUGCAGAAUCCUUUCGCUGCAGCAGAAUCUAAUUCUUAAGAAGAAAGAGUUCUUUAAAAUUUAGUAUAUAAGCAGAUCUUGUAUCUUUAUAAAUAGCAUGUGAAUAAGGAGGAAAGGGCUCUAACUAAAAAAAAAAAAGUCCUACUUUGGUGAUGGAGGAGCACAGUUACGUAGGCCUAAAGGUAUCUCCACCAGUGUAACUUUAUUUCUUUUCUGUAUGGGACUAACUGUAGUCAUUUUACUUCCUAUGCUACUUCUGUUAAAGCCACAUGAAGGUGGUGGGUUGUACUGCUCUAACGCUGGUACUGCCAGAGCAGUGCAACUUAACUGUAGAUGAAUCUGAAAAACUUUAGCCUAGAACUCAGUAUCAAGAACAGGAGAGAAAAUGCUUUUGCUUUGCUGUGUAGUUCUUUGCUUGUUUUCAGAAUAACCAAGCUUAGCUUUCUCUUUUGGAUACUUCAGCUUUGAGAUAGCAUAGCCACAGUGCGUGUUACACAGAGGGAGAAGUAUUUAAAUAUUCAAAAGGAUUUCAUUUUCCAGAUGGAAAAAAACAGCAGGUGCAACCAAGGUAACUGCCAAAGAACAGCAGAACUUGAUAUAUGGAGCAUUAAGUAAUGGUUAAGUGUAUUCAAUCCUAUAUUUGACUGUAAUUCUUCUAAUGACAUUAAAUGUUAU
Molecule: messenger RNA, 10345 nt
Organism: Grus americana (Whooping crane)
Lineage: Eukaryota; Metazoa; Chordata; Aves; Gruiformes; Gruidae
Gene: DOP1B
Product: DOP1 leucine zipper like protein B
Exons: 37
Coding region: 360-7238 (2292 amino acids)
Biological process (GO): Golgi to endosome transport
Cellular component (GO): endosome; trans-Golgi network
Source: RefSeq, a predicted model, not a curated record